This is a messenger RNA of Candoia aspera, 904 nucleotides long. RefSeq names its product caveolin-2-like. The coding region runs from base 180 to 671 and encodes 163 amino acids. Gene Ontology annotation, molecular function: molecular adaptor activity. Gene Ontology annotation, biological process: caveola assembly; cell differentiation; regulation of cytosolic calcium ion concentration. NCBI's taxonomy places the organism in Eukaryota, Metazoa, Chordata, Lepidosauria, Squamata, Candoiidae. Gene Ontology annotation, cellular component: sarcolemma; focal adhesion; caveola. The transcript is spliced from 3 exons. The record is from RefSeq and is a predicted model, not a curated record.
ACUGGAGUCAGAUUCCUAUACACCAAUAAAGACAGUGAGAGAAGGCACGAUAGACAAGAUAAUUUCAAAACAAGAGGUAGCGUAUGUAAAAAGAGAAAGUGUCAUAGAUUCAGGUAUUAGGAGGUACUUGACAGCAUCCGUGGAUCUGCCAUUCUGAGAACCCUUGAGCUAUUCUCAAGAUGAUCAGUGAUAAAUACUUGAUGGAGUAUAAGUUAGACCCAGAAGAUCCUCAUCUGCAAGAACCAGGAACCACUACACUCCUGCAAUCCACUGUCGACAUACCACCCAAAGCAGAUCCUCGAGAUCCACAUGGGAUCAACCAACACCUUAAGCUGGAAUUUUCCGACAUCCUUGCAGAACCUUCCUCAUUCCGUACCUUUGACCGGGUUUGGACCUGGAGUGACAUUGUCUUUGAGAGCUCCCGCCUCUGGUGCUACCGUAUUAUCUCGCUGCUCUGUGCUGUGCCAGUCUCCUUAUGUUCAGGCUUUCUCUUUGCCUGCCUAGGUUGCCUCCAUAUCUGGUGUGUGAUGCCUAGCAUUCAGCUGUGUACAAUGGCCAUGCCUCCAGUUCGUACCCUCUGGGCUAGCAUCCUGGACGUUGUGGUAGCCCCUCUUUUCACUAGCCUGGGGCGCUGCUGCAGUGCCAUCUACCUUACAGUGACUCAGAAAUGAUGCAGGGAUACUCUUCCAUUGGGGUCCAUGCUGCACAGACUUAACUUCUUCCUUUCUCAUUAUAUAACCCACUGAAUAUGUUCGAUUUCCAGAAGGAUUAACCAAGGGACUUCUUAACCAAGGCCUGGAAAUAUGGGACUGGAGUGGGGGGACAGGCCAAAAGGAAGGGAAAGGGAGCCCUUUGGGGAAUGAACGAUAGGGUAAAUUAGACUUCCAAAUGCUCUCUUUUUCUU